Botrytis byssoidea is the source of this 2133-nucleotide messenger RNA. RefSeq lists its product as uncharacterized. The transcript has 2 exons. NCBI's taxonomy places the organism in Eukaryota, Fungi, Ascomycota, Leotiomycetes, Helotiales, Sclerotiniaceae. The record is from RefSeq and is a predicted model, not a curated record. The coding region runs from base 1 to 2133 and encodes 710 amino acids.
AUGAAUUGUACAAUUAGCUCGUACGUACCUUUGGAUGACUGCGAAGAGAGCGAUAUGAGCGAAGAGGAAAUCCAUGAAGCUGUUUUGGCGGCCGGAAAGAAAGCUAAGAAUAUCAGUCUUUGUGAGAAGUGCAAUCAAAUCGUGGGUUGGUUCUUUCUGGAGAAAGAAGUGUUCAGAAGAAUAAUCGGAAGAACGAGAGGCGUGUCUGAACUUAUUUACACUUCCAGAAUCGACGAACUUGAGCCUCUUUGCAAGCUCUGCAAUUUUUUCCAAUCCAUCUGGGCUGAAGGGAAGGAAGACGAAAAUGGAGAAACUUUUUCCCUUGCAAGGUCAACUGCAGGAUGGUUGUUUGGCUUCGAGUACGCCAAAGGCAAUACGUUUGAGCCCGUCUACGACAAUACAAUUAUCUUUUACCUCGUAGCUAGUGAAUAUGCCAAUGACCCUACGAGCGAUCGUACUAAUACAAUCUUCGGCUUUUCUAACGCAAACGCUUAUAAAGAUGGAGUAGCCAUGCGUAAUCUAUCAUUACAAACCGAUUUGUCUCCCGUCCGCGAAUGGAUUCGGCUGUGCAAUGACAAUCAUGCCGAUUCUAACUUUAAUUGCCUACCAAAAGAUGGCAUUUCACUUCGAGGCUUCACGUUAAUCGACUGUAAAGAUGGGAGGAAUAUCCUAGUGCCAGGUACCACCUGCAUGGAAUACAUCACACUGAGCUACGUCUGGGGAUCUGAAGUAUCAGAAGGGCCAGAUCGCUUUGGAAAAUUGCCCUCUACUCUUCCAAAUCUUAUGACGGAUGUCAUCAAGGUUGUCAUAGCCUUGGGCUACAGGUACUUGUGGAUUGAUCGAUACUGUGUUCCUCAAGAUGAUUCUUCCGAUAUUAAAUCCCUUCUCAUCAAGAACAUGGAUAAGAUCUAUUCACAAUCUAAUCUUACAAUAAUCGCUACUACUGCCAAAUGCCCAAGUGAAGGCCUCCCUGGCGUCACCAAGCCUAGAAUACCCGUGCAAAAAUUUCUGCAAAUGAAUUCCGUUCACCUGGCGCAGUGGGUCAGUAACAUUAAGCAUGAGAUCAAAAAUUCCGUGUGGAAUACGCGCGGAUGGACCUUUCAAGAGGCUUUAUUAUCAAGACGGAGGCUCGUGUUCACUGAGACUCAGUGCUAUUUUCAAUGCGAUGCAGGAGGUAUUCGGUGCGGCAAAGGAGGUGGUCGGAUGGAAAGUAUCGACUAUGACCUCACAAUGGAAAGAGAUAUCCAUAAGCGACUUCGCAUCCCAAUGAUAUUUCGUCCACGGCCAAAUCAUCACACCGACAGGGAAAUAUCACAUUUCAGCAGAAUGGUAAGCGAGUAUGCCGUGAGACAACUCUCGACAGACUCCGACGUUCUGCCUGCCUUUCUGGGUAUAUUGGGUAUGUUUAAGUCUGAGUGCUCAAUUUUUCAUGGACACAUAUAUGGAGUGCCAAUUUUCGAGUCCAGUAACAAAUUACUCCCUGUUGACACUACUGCUACGCUAAUAGUGGCUAUUACAUGGGGCUUUGCUUUGGAUACUCGUGCUCUUGAGGAUUUCACCACGAUAAUCUUGCCAUCAAGGAGACGGUCCUUACCAAGCUGGACAUGGUGCGAUUGGACAUAUGCCUCGCCCCUCGAGCUCGAGAACGGCACCAUAAUCCCGUGGUCUCACGAAGCGGAUGUCGCUGAUCUUGCGCAAACGAUUAUGCUGAUGGAAAACGUGCGCUAUGUUCAUGUUUUUGGACCGCUCACGCAUCUUCCAAUUCCUAUCCGCUCAAAUCCCGAGUGGGGCCGGGAAGUGUGUGGUCCAUAUGUAACAGAUGAGGCGGUAAUGUAUUGGCUUUCGAGGUUGGCAAGAGAUCGUGGGAUGAACAUUACGGAUAAUGAGGAGUAUGUCUUUAAGGCAUGGGUAUAUGCUUCGGGAAUAGAAAGUUAUUCUAGACGUGAAAACCCUGGGAGAAUUGUUUACAUGAUGCUGCUGGACGAAACCUCAGAUUCGAACACUUUUGAGCGUAUUGAUGUACGUGAAUUUGAGGUGCAAUUGGAAUGGGAAGAAGAAGAAUGGCGAGAGAAGAAUCUGGAGGAUCUUGGGAAAAUGCUUGGAUGGGAAUGGAAGGCUUUCAAACUUGCAUAG